Molecule: messenger RNA, 3112 nt
Organism: Adelges cooleyi (spruce gall adelgid)
Lineage: Eukaryota; Metazoa; Arthropoda; Insecta; Hemiptera; Adelgidae
Exons: 8
Coding region: 313-2766 (817 amino acids)
Molecular function (GO): protein binding
Source: RefSeq, a predicted model, not a curated record
ACAUACCUGUUGUGUGUGAUUCUGCGUCUUAACAUUCAACAUUUGUGACAGCAUUUAAAAAUUCCCUAAUGUACCGAAAUAUCUAUAACUUGUUUUGUAUUCGAUAAUUGAAUAUCGAUACUUAUUACUUCCAUGAAGUAGUAUCACAAAUUCAGUUUCUCUUUCCAACAAUGUCGUUCCACAGUGUAUCUUAUACUAAGGCACCUUUGUUUUUAGUCCAUGUGUAAACUCUGACGUUUUAAACUUGUAUUCAUCUAUUAAGCAUAGUAUUUUAUUUUUUUUGGAAAUCUGUAAUAAAAUUAAUAAUACAACAUGAUUACGUCAAUGUUUAAUUCACUUUUCAAAAAGACGAAAGUUAAUAAAAAAACUGAACCGGCUGAAAAUGUAGUUGCAGCAAGAAAAGACGUUGAGAAAUUGUUACUUGAAUUCAUUCAACCUAAAGAUAAUACUGACAAUGAAGACAAUCAUCCGAUAUCGAAAGCUUAUUCAGCCUUUGAAUUGCUAUCUCUUGAUGAUAAUUCAUCAACAAAAGAGAAUGAUGAGUUAGUUUUUGAUGAUGCUAGUGACACUAGCAAUGAUACUAAAAGUGAAUCAAGUAGUGAAAGAAAAAGUAAGCUUUCAUUAUCUAGUGAAGAUCAAACCAAAAGUAAAAUGAUAAACAAAUUGAAUAAUUUACAAUGCCUCUUUACUUGGAAUUUAAAAGGAAAAAAUAAAUAUAAUUUAAGUGAACGUAUUAAAAACAAAUAUGGUGAUUUUAAUUUGGAUAUUUCUCAACCAAAAUUUACAUUUGAAAGGUUUAUUGGCAAUCUCAUUAUUAGUUAUGAAAUGUUCCAUAAUGAAGAUAAAGAAGUAGCUCAACUUAAGGUUUUAGAAAUUGGUAAAUGGCUCGAAGAACUAGAUAACGGUUCCGAUGAAUUUUAUUUAUCAAUUAAUAUUGGAUUGAAACAUGUUACAAUGUCUACUUUUGCUCACAUGGUGUUUGCAACAAACCUUAUUGAACAAAGUCGAUGGUUGUUAGAUGAUAUUGUACCUUUCCCAAGUUUAACUUGUAAACCAAGAGCAGCUGUGCAUGCUGCAAGAGCUGCUGUGUUAAUUGAAUAUGGUGGUAAUUCAGGUUACUUCAAAAAAGCCAAUGAGUGUGCUAAAAAAGCAUGCGAUUUGGAUCCUACGAGUUCAUAUUGGUUUUAUCUAUAUUCCAUUGUAAUGAGUGCACAAAGACAAUUCUUACAAUCUUUUAAGUCCUGCCCAACAGAAAAAGAAAAAACUGCUAUUCAAAAUGCAAUUAUGUUAUCAGACGGUAAAAAUACAAAAUACAAUUUCCAUAGAAUGGUGUUGGACCGAGAAACUAUUGUUAGUGAGUUUCAUGCUGACAAAAAUAACAGAGAUAAAAUUAAAAUGGAAAAAAAUAUCAAAGACAACCGAAUGAUUGUUAAAAUGAUUAAGACAAUAUUAAGCAUGGACCCAGAAGAUCCGCAUUUAAUAGUUCAAUGCGCAAAAACAUUAAUUACACUUCCAUAUAUGGUACGAGACAUACAGUUAGGAAAAGAGUACUUGUCUCGUGCAAUUCAAAUGGCUCCAAAUGACAUGACAGUUUUAAAAGCUGUUACAAAUGUGAUUGAAGUAUCUAAAGAUAUAAAUAAGAAAAAGAACUCUGAAAAAAAUCAACAUCCUGCAAAGGUCAAUCAGUUGGGAGAGGAUUUACGCCACAUAGUUGAAAAACAUAAAAAAAAAGAAAAUGCUGUUCCUUAUCUAACAGAUCUGGUGGCAAAAGUUAAUAAUAAUAACGAUAAAUGGAAAAUAGUGUCUCAAAUAUGUUCAUAUUCAAUAUUGUUCAACAACAAUUUAAGAGCUGGUGUCGAACAAUUUAUGAUGCUUAUUGAACAACCAAACAUAGCUAACAGUAAAAUUAUUACGAAUCAUUAUUCUUCGUUUAUCAAUGGAUGCAAUAUGAUUAACUUGGCAGAACUUGUUGUUAAUGAAAUUAGCUUGGCGAUAGUAUCGAGUAAUACAUUAAGUCAUGACUUGGUAUACUAUGUUCAAGUUCUAUCAAAGAUUUUGGAAACGUGUAAGCUGAAUAGAAAAGACGCAGAUCCACUCAUGUGUUCUAAUAUAAAAAGUAACUCAUCAGUGAUGUCAGCAUGUUCGAGUACAACAUAUCAAAAAGAAAAUAAUUUGAUGGAUAAUGAAAGUGUAGAUUUAGAUAGUGAAAGCGUACACAAAAGAAGAACCCGUAAUCAGAAGUCAAAACAUUUGCCUAAUACUAAAGUGUUUCAUAAAUCUGAAAGUGGUAAUAAAUCUAAUAAAAACGCUAGUUCAAAAUCUAAUCAAAACACAAGUUCAAAAUCCAAUCAAAAUGCUAACUCAAAAAAAAAUGUUCAGAGUAAUGCGCAACAAAAGAAAGCUAAAGAUGCCGAAAUGAAGUAUAAAAUGGAAAAGUUUUUAAGUUCUACACCGACCCCUGUUUUUCCCACAGUCCAAGUCAAUGACCUGGGUAGUUUACAAACUCAAAGUGAUAUAGAAAAAUAUGCCAAACAACUAUAUCAGAAUAUUGUUAAUCGUUCUAAUCAAAAGCCUCCUAAUGCUAAUCCAAAUCUAUACCAACACUUCAAUGACAACAAUCCCGGUCCAAGUUUUUCCCAACAGCCACAAAAUAUGUUCUUUAACAGUCAAGUACCACUUCAGAUACCAAAUCUGGCGACCAUGCCGCAACAAAAUCCACCACCCAGCUGGAGACCACCUAAACCGUAUGUUCAAAAGAAGAAAUAAAAAUACAUAGUUUUCCUACUUUUUUUCUUCAAUUAUUCACUUCUAAAUUAAUUAAGUUUCUAAUUUUAUUUUUUUUAUAUAGUUCUAUGAUAUUUGUAUUUAUUUUUAGACUCAAUACUGUAAAGUACAUUGGCCCACAUAGAAAUUGGCAUAAAAUCUAUAUUAAUUUGCCUAAUUUAUUGUUGAUAAAAAACAUUGUUUUAAUUGAAAUUUCAAGAGAUGGUGUAUACAUACAAAGAAUGUAUUUUACACAUACUAAAAAAUAUUAUUAUUAUUAUCAUAAUUUACACCAAUGUAACUUUGUUGUUUACCUGAUUUAUUAUACACUUAAUUUCAGACUGUUUUA